Messenger RNA from Dictyostelium discoideum AX4, 4059 nucleotides. RefSeq lists its product as hypothetical. The transcript is spliced from 2 exons. The record is from RefSeq and is a predicted model, not a curated record. Bases 1 to 4059 code for a protein of 1352 amino acids. Gene Ontology annotation, molecular function: GTPase activator activity; protein serine/threonine kinase activity; ATP binding. Lineage: Eukaryota; Evosea; Eumycetozoa; Dictyosteliales; Dictyosteliaceae.
AUGCAACCAGUACCAAGCGACCCAAAUUAUGGAUUGUUAAGAUCACUCUUUCAAGAUCCAAAUAAUCAAUGUUGUGCAGAAUGUAAUUCUGCUAAUGUUCCAUAUGUUUGCAUUAAAUUAGGAGUUUUUAUAUGCCCAACAUGCGCACAUUUUUUAAGCACUCUAGGAUUUAAAGUUAGACCAAUAAUGGGUAGUUCAUUCUCUGAAGAAGAUAUAUCAAGAUUACAAUCAAUUGGUAAUUUAGUAUCAAAACAAUUUUGGUUAGCAAGAUGGACCCCAAUGGAUAUUGUUAUGCCUCCUCCUGAAGAUCCAAAUUUAGAAUCAUUUUUACGUUUAAAAUAUAUAGAAAAAAGAUGGACUUCUUCUUUAUCAACUUCUGACGGUUUUUCUUCUCCAAAUAAUAAUAAUACUAGUAAUGUCAAUAAUAUAAAUAAUAAUAGUAAUCAUAAUAAUAAUAUAAAUAAUAAUAAUAAUAAUAUAAAUAAUAAUAAUAAUAAUAAUAUAAAUAAUAAUAAUAAUAUAAUAAAUAACUUUUCGAAUAUUAAUAAUAUCAGUAAUGGCAUGAACAAUAUAUCUCUCAAUAAUAUCAAUAAUAAUAAUAAUAACAAUAAUCAUUACAAUGGUAAUGAUAUUGGUAUACCAAUUGUACAUAAAACUCAAUCACAACCCCAACCCCAACCCCAACCCCAACCCCAACCACAAUCACAAGGAUUUUCUCCAUUUAAUUCACCACGAUCUUCUCCAAAACCGGGUAGACAUCAUUUAAUUGAUGAUUUAAUAAGUUUUAAUCCUACACCUGUAAACAAUAGUAAUAAUAAUAAUAAUAAUAAUAAUAAUAAUAAUAAUGGUAAUAAUGGUAACCCAUUGAAAUUUAGUGGUGGCAUACCACAAAAUAAUAAUAAUAAUAAUAAUAAUAAUACAACAACUACUACUACUACUACUAAUAAUAAUAAUAAGGUACCAUUUGAUCCAUUUUCACCAAUUAAAACAUUUAGUGAAUCUGGUGAAUAUCAAAAUACUAAUGGAAAUCAGCAACUUUCUGGUUCAGGAAAUAGUUUAAUUGAUAUACUGAGUCAUCCAACUCAAUCAAAAUCACCUUCUCCUUCGGGGACACCACAUAGUUUAUCACCACAACAUCAUAGUUCAGAUUUUAAAGUACAUUUAAUUGACAUACCAACAACACAACAACAACUACAACAACAACAACUACAGCUUCAACAACAACUACAACAACAACUACAACAACAACAACAACAACAACAACAACAACAACAACAACAACAAUCACCAAUUUCGAAUCCAUUUACUUCAAAUAAUAAUAGUAAUAGUGAACCAUUAGUUUCAAUUUUAGAUAAACACGAAGAUCUACAUAACCAUCAUCACCAUCAACAACAACAACAUCAUAAACAGCAGCAGCAACAACAACAACAACAACAAAAUGGUAAUAAUAGUCCUUUGGCACAAUUUAAUCAAAUACAGCAACAACAAAUUAAUAAUAAUAAUCCAUUCGUAGAAGAGAAACAACCACAUCAACAUCCACACCAUCUUCAACAUCAUCGUCAUCAUUCAACAUCAUCAAUUAAUCAUGGUAGUAAUGGAGACCUGGCGUCAAUUUCCUUAACACUUUUAACUCCAUCACCUUCUCCAUCACCAUCUUUUAACUAUAGCGGUGGUGUGAGUUCCGCCCCAAAUAAUAGUUUAAAUAAUUCAUGCAAUGGAAAUAACAAUUUAAAUAACGGUAUGCUAAACUUUUCAAACUUAAAUAUAGGCGGUUCAACGUCAAGCGCUUGUAGUACUAACAGUAGUUCAAAUAUUACCAUAGCUAAUAAUAUUAAUAGUAGUAACAAUAUCAAUAUUAUAAAUAAUCAAAAUAAUCAAAAUAAUAAUAAUAACAACAAUACUAAUAACGUAAUGAUUUCACCAUCCCCAUCACCAAAUCCAUUUUUACCAACCCCAACUUCUACCAAUCAAAAUAAUCACAUUAUAACGCCAAUACCUGUCAAUCCAUUCACUGAUAAUUUACAAUUGAACAGUAAUAACAUUAGACAACAUCCACAACAAAUGUAUAUUCAACAACAACAACAACAACAACAACAACAACAACAACAACAACAACAACAACAACAACAACAACAACAACAACAACAACAACAACUUCAAAUGCAACAACAACAACAACAACAAAUGCAACAACAUUAUCAACAACAACAACAACAACAACAACAACAACAACAACAACAACAACAACAACAACAACAACAACAACAACAACAACAACAACAACAACAACAACAACAACAACAACAACAACAACAACAACAACAACAACAACAUAUUAAUUUAUCAUCAUCAGCACCACUUCAAUCUGUUAAUCAUUCACCAAUACCUUUACAACCACAACACUCGUCAUCACAAUAUAUGAAUCAACAAGGUUAUCAAGUUUAUCCAAAUGUUGGCAAUCAACCACAAUCACCUCAACAAAUUCAACCACAACCACUUCAACAACAAAUAUUUCAACAAGUACAACAACAACAACCACAAAUUCCACAACAAUCACCACAACCACUUCAAAGUAGUACUGAUGAAGAUCAAAGUGUAUUGGAGGUUUUAAAUUUAAAAAAACUAUUUGAUAUGAAUAUGAUGGAUAAGGAAGAAUUUGAACAUAGAAGAAGACAAAUCAUUGAUAAUUUAACUAAAACAACAUCACCAAUACACCAACAACCACCUCAACCACCUCAACCUGUUUUACCAGUUUCUGCACCUGCUCAAGUACCACAACCACAUCCACCUCAACAACAAAAUGGUCCUACAGUUCCACAGCAGCAACAACAACAACAACAACAACAACAACAACAACAACAACAACAACAACAACAACAACAACAACAACAACCAAUACCACAACCAUCAUCAUCAUCACCAACUCCAGAUGCAAGAUUAACAGGAACUGAAAGAGUAAUUAGACAUAGAUUUGAUGCAAAACUUGGUAAAUGGGUUCAAACAGCUACCAUUGUAAUUACAGAGCCAACUCCCUUUGCAGAGGGUGCUAUGAGAAAAGCAUUCAGAAUGAAGGAUCUUUCAGCAGAGGGACCAUCAUCACAAAUGGUUGCAAAAUUAUUUAAAGAUUCCAAUGAAGAUAGAAUGGUAUACUUUAAAGACGUUGAAAUGCAAACCUAUUCCAAAGAGAUUGCCGAACGUUUCAAUUUAAAGAGUCCACCUAAAAAGAUUGAUUUCGUACCAGCAUUCGUAAUGGAGUUGGUAGAGCGUCAAGGUAAACCAUUCUGUGCGGUCGAAUACUUUAUAGAGGGUAAAUAUGAAAAGCAUAACAAUAACUUUGGUUACAAAAAUGAUUACGAUAGAAAUACACCACAGGCUUUUAGUCAUUUCUCAUAUGAGGAUUCUGGUUGUCAAUUGAUUGUAGUCGAUAUUCAAGGUGUUGGCGAUGUUUACACUGACCCCCAAAUUCAUUCCGCUGAUGGUCAAGGAUUUGGUAAAGGAAAUUUAGGUAUUGAAGGCAUUAAAAGAUUCUUUUCAACUCAUCAAUGUAAUCCAAUUUGUCAUUAUCUUGGUUUAAGCUCAGUUAAUCCAAAGCCUGCAAACGAUGAAUCAGGUACAAUGCCAAGACCACCAUCUAUUGGUCAAUCUUAUGUACGUCCUUCUGCUUUUCCUCCAAAUUUACAACAAUCAUUCUCUUUUAAUUUCCCACCAUUAAAAGAUCAUCAUGUUUUAGAACAACUUAAUCAACAACAACAACAUUUACAACAACAACAACAACAACAACAACAACAACAACAACAACAACAACAACAACAACAACAACAACAACAGCAACAACAACAACAGCAACAGCAACAACAACAACAGCAACAACAACAACAACAAAAUCAACAACAAAAUCAACAACAAAAUCAACAACAACAACAACAACAACAACAACAACAACAACAACAGCAAAAUGGACAUCCACCACCACAAACACCAUUACCUCCAACUCCUCAACAAAAAGAUAAACCAAAGAUUGAAGUAUUUGGUGAUAUUUUAAGAAAAUUGGUAUCUUAA